GACUAUCAAGGGAUUUUAGUAACAGGUAAAGGAAUGGACGUCGUGAUGUCGGAGUUGCUGUAGGAUUCUAAGUCUAGAGGCAAUCAUUUCUAGUCAAGAAUUGAUGACAACAUUCUAUUGAUAAUUGUAGUACAAAGAUGGACCAAAAUCAUCCUUUGAAUGCAGCAACAGAGGAACAGCCAGCCAGCAAAAGGAAAGCUAGAUGCUGCGAUGGAUUCAAGGUGUUCUUCAUGGCCCUAUCAUUCAGCUUUGUCGCUAAAGCACUAGGUGGAAUCAUUAUGAAAAGUUCCAUUACUCAAAUAGAAAGGAGAUUUGAUAUACCUUCUUCUGUUGCUGGAUUGAUUGAUGGAAGCUUUGAAAUUGGAAAUUUGCUUGUGAUUGUGUUUGUAAGUUACUUUGGCUCCAAGCUACACAGACCACGAUUAAUUGGAAUAGGUUGCAUCAUCAUGGGAACUGGAAGUAUUUUGACAGCUUUGCCACACUUCUUCAUGGGACAUUACAGGUAUUCUGAAGGACACAAUGUUAAUCCAUCAGUGAACUCAACAUCAAGCUUCUCAUUCUGUUCAAUGAGUCAAAACUUAUCACUCAUUAGAACACCACCUGAAAUAGUGGGUGAUGGCAGUAUUCAUAUAACUCCUAAGGAUUCUCGUUGGGUUGGCGCCUGGUGGCUUGGUUUCCUUAUGGCUGGACUAUUCUCCAUCAUGUCUUCCGUGCCAUUCUUUUUCCUUCCCCAAAGUCUGAAUACACCCCAGAAGGAAAGGAAAGUUUCAAUAUCUUCUCAUGCUCCCCAAACAAAUAAAGAAUUUAAGUUAAAAUCCAAAGUAGUCAACUAUGAACAAAAUGUUACUGGAAAUGUAACUGGUUUUAUCCAGUCCUUGAAAAGCAUCCUUACCACCCCUCUAUAUGUCAUAUUCUUGGCUUUGUCAUUGUUAAAUUUCAGUGGCUUUGUGGGUAGUAUUACGUAUAUCUUCAAGUACAUAGAACAACAGUUUGGUCAGUCAAUAGCUGAGACAAACUUUUGGAUUGGACUCAUCACCAUGCCUACUCUUUCAGGUGGAUUUUUAAUAGGAGGAUAUAUCAUUAAAAAAUUCAGACUUAGCUUGGUUGGAAUUGCAAAAUUAUGCUUUGCCGCUUUUGUGGUGGCUUUCGUACUUCAACUAUUUAACUUUCUACUGCUCUGUGAAACCAAACCAGUUGCUGGCCUAUCCUUGACCUAUGAUGGGAAAAAAACAGUGCCAACUCAUGAAAAUGUACCACUGUCUUAUUGCAACUCAGAUUGCGAUUGUGAUGAAAGCCAGUGGGAACCCGUCUGUGGAGAGAAUGGUAUAACUUACCUGUCCCCUUGCUUAGCCGGAUGCAAGCUUGCAAGUACCAUUAAAAAGCCUAAAGUGUUUUAUAACUGCAGUUGUGUGGACAUCACUGCUUUCCAAAACAGAACUAACUCGGCCCGUUUGGGUGAAUGCCCAAGAAUUGAUAGGUGCAAAAGGAAUUUUUACAUAUAUAUAGCACUACAAGUUACAGUUAGUCUUGCCACUGCAAUGGGAAGUACCCCUGGUAUGAUGCUGGUUUUUAAGAAUGUUCAACCAGAGCUGAAGUCACUUGCAGUGGGUUUUCAUUCACUGACUAUACGAUCACUAGGAGGAAUUCUAGCUCCUAUAUAUUUUGGGGCUCUGAUUGAUAGAACAUGCUUAAAGUGGUCCAUCAACAAAUGUGGGAAGCGAGGAACUUGUAGAUUAUAUAAUUCCAAAUUAUAUGGAUACACUUACUUUGGCAUGACUUUGAGUUUAAAAGGUGUAUCCCUUAUUUUAUUUAUUGUAUUCCUUUAUGCCAUGAAGAAAAAAUAUCAAGGAAAAGAUACAAAAACAUCAGAAAAUGGAAGAAAAGUCGUGAAUGAAGCAAACCUAGAACCUUUGAACAAUAAUGGACAUUUUGUAUCUUCCACUGCAGAUGAUGAAACACGUGUUUAAGGGAAGAAGUUUUUAAAAACCAAACUCGCGGCUCUGUUUACAGCCAACAUUGUAGUGAUUCAGUCAGUUGUAUUUUUUUAAAGCAGAUGUAUCUGGUACUUUCUCACUCAAAAUUCCCACACUCAUAACAGGACAAUGACUCAAUCAUUUCAUGAAUUCAUAAUGAAACAAACGAUAAAUGUAAAAUAAUGGA
Messenger RNA from Echinops telfairi (small Madagascar hedgehog), 2160 nucleotides. Its product is annotated as solute carrier organic anion transporter family member 1B1. Lineage: Eukaryota; Metazoa; Chordata; Mammalia; Afrosoricida; Tenrecidae. Gene Ontology annotation, molecular function: protein binding. Gene Ontology annotation, biological process: sodium-independent organic anion transport; transmembrane transport. The record is from RefSeq and is a predicted model, not a curated record. Bases 138 to 1967 code for a protein of 609 amino acids. Gene Ontology annotation, cellular component: membrane. The transcript is spliced from 13 exons.